This is a messenger RNA of Marasmius oreades (fairy-ring Marasmius), 1596 nucleotides long. RefSeq lists its product as uncharacterized. Lineage: Eukaryota; Fungi; Basidiomycota; Agaricomycetes; Agaricales; Marasmiaceae. The transcript is spliced from 2 exons. Bases 109 to 993 code for a protein of 294 amino acids. The record is from RefSeq and is a predicted model, not a curated record.
UGCUGUUCUAUAUAAGGACGCUGGUUGGAGGGGUCCGUUUAUCACACAAAAUUUGUUCCUCCUUCGCCCUUAACGACUUCCACACGCGUCUAACCACCUCUUCAAAAAAUGAUCGCAUCUCACCCUACCCCUUUCCCAGCGUACGGUCACCGUGAUACAGGAAGACGCGGUUCCUCACAUAACAUAUCUAAUUCUGCUGUUCAACUUCCCCGAAAACUUAGUCGGCCUGAAUAUGAAGAAGUUUCAAAGCGUGCUAUCAUUGCAGCUUCCCCAGAAAUGGCCCGUGGCGACAUACCACCACCUGAAUACAUCCAGCAAGGUCUUUUGGCGCAGACUUCACAAUUAAUGUCAGGUUUGAGUAGUCUGGCACCAUCUCACCUCCCCAGUUCAUUACCCUCAUCACACCUACCUGCUUUCCUGACCAUCCCUCUACGCCCACCAACGAGCUCUACAACUCCCCAUUAUCCUACACACGCGCUGGCCGUCUCGUCCUCUAAUAAUCCUGAAGCCCAGGCUCUCAUCAUUCCGAUUCACGCCUUGGUAGUCGCAUCCCAUUGCGCUCGCUUCCCCGAAAUUCGUGCACCCUCAUCGCGUCUCCAAGGACACAACCUCCAACUCCCAGUCAUCCCCAUCACACUCCCUUCACCAGGGGCCUUCACGGUACUCGUAAACUACAUGUAUUCGCAUCGCCUGGAUAAAGUUUUAAAAGAACUAUUAUCCCCCAUGCCUUCCGGGUUCAUGUCCAACCUCUCACGACGUGACAUACGCGAUAUUUUAGAUUCGAGGUCUACGCUUCACGAGCUUUCGAAGUAUCUGUGCGAGCAUGAUCAAUAUAGUCUUCAGCAGUUAACAGCUCGUACGGUUCGCGUUCGGGAUGUGUGGUAUGAUUUGGUUGCUCUUGGGUUACAUGCUCCGGAGUUGUGGGAUGCUCUUGAUUUGGCUUGGGAGGUUAUUCUUGGGGCUCUUAAUAUCGCUGCGGCCCCUCGUGCAUGAAUGGGGAUUUGUUGAGAAUCUCCACACUUCCCCCCCUCCCCCCUGCCCCCCACCCCUCCGGUUCUAUAUUGCUUUAUGCUAACGCUGGCCACCCCGUGCCCCGCCCCAACGCUGGUUCGUUCCCUGUGACGACGGUUACAUCCGUCUCUACAACCCAUCUUGUAUUUUGGCCUCCUAUUCGUGGACCUUUUCUAUGAUUUUCUUCUCCUUCUCCUCUCAUGUCCUUACUCUUGCGACUGUUCAUAAUCUUUCUCUCGCUUUCUUCUCAAUUCUUGCACAACCAUCCAAUAACUUCUCUUGAUACCCAAUCACCCUCGCCCUGAUCAUGAUCAUCUUGUAGCCAUUAACACCUCCAUGCUAUUGUCUUUUUUUUUUUUUUUUCCCCUUUCCUCUUCUGGGUUUUAUAUAUUCUACCCCUCCGCUGUUUGCCUCUUGCCUCGCGGAUUGCCUUAAUAGUAAUAGCUGAAACUCCUCUGUAGCUUUGUUGAAUACCCUCCUGUUUUUUUUUUGGGCUGUCUAUUGUUGAUGAUUGCCUCAUGCUAGACCGAUAAAAUGUAUCCCUUGUUUCAGAUUCUUGACUUUGACGUUGACUAUAUCUCUGAU